Aegilops tauschii subsp. strangulata is the source of this 552-nucleotide messenger RNA. Its product is annotated as NAC domain-containing protein 23. The record is from RefSeq and is a predicted model, not a curated record. Gene Ontology annotation, biological process: regulation of DNA-templated transcription. Gene Ontology annotation, molecular function: DNA binding. Lineage: Eukaryota; Viridiplantae; Streptophyta; Magnoliopsida; Poales; Poaceae.
AUGGAGGCGUCCCGGUUCGGCUUCCAGACGGCGCCGGCGUUCAAGUUCGACCCGACGGACGCGGACCUCGUCGCCCACUACCUCCUCCCGCGCGCGCUCGGCGUCCCCGACCCGCCCUUCGCCCACGCCAUCAUCGACGACGACCCGGCCGGCCUCCCGCCGGCCGACCUGUUCGCGAAGCACGGCCACGGCGGCAGCCACCACGCCUUCUUCCUGCACACCGCCGCCGACGCGCCGGAGAGCCGCGAGCGCGCCGUCAAGGGCGGCGCCGGCGGCCGGUGGCGCGGCCAGAAGGCCUCGGUCGAGUCCGUCACCCUGGUGCACCCCGACGGCGGCGAGCUGGACAUAAAGUACAGGCGCUCUGAGCUCACCUAUGAACGCGACGCGGGAGAGGGGGAGAAGAAGGGGGAGGAUGGCGCUGGCGCCGCCGCGGACGCCACCGGCUGGGUCAUGCACGAGUACCAGAUCGUGUCGCCGCCGCUCCAGGCGACAGUACUCAGCCGCAUCAGCAAUGUCAGGGAGGACCGGCAGCCGGCUGCCGCUCAAAACUGA